Iphiclides podalirius (scarce swallowtail) is the source of this 360-nucleotide messenger RNA. The record is from the annotation of a GenBank genome assembly. Lineage: Eukaryota; Metazoa; Arthropoda; Insecta; Lepidoptera; Papilionidae.
AUGCCGUAUGGUGUGGUGAGAAUAUACUGGGAGACCACCACGCUCGAUCAAGUCGUCAGAUCAGCCGUAAGAAGGCGCGUCGUAGCUUUUCCCGCCGUGCGGUUCGCACGCGGGGACGGGGCCGUAAACAAAGCACAUAACAAGAGCCGCGUGGAGGCGAGAAGGGAUCGUCGAUUGGACUGUCGAUUUAUCGACUGCGCCGCGAGCGUAUUUUACGCGUGCGAUUUGCAUACGACCGAUGAAAUAACAUCCGCCCCGUCGCGUAUCCACUCCGAGAUGAGAUACGCACAUGGCUCGUUCAACAAUCAAUUUGAGGAAAAUAAAUACGCCUUCGAUUUGCGCUGUGCGUGUGCCGCGGUG